Molecule: messenger RNA, 783 nt
Organism: Arabidopsis thaliana (thale cress)
Lineage: Eukaryota; Viridiplantae; Streptophyta; Magnoliopsida; Brassicales; Brassicaceae
Gene: TED6
Product: tracheary element differentiation-related 6
Exons: 1
Coding region: 194-544 (116 amino acids)
Biological process (GO): plant-type secondary cell wall biogenesis
Cellular component (GO): plasma membrane
Source: RefSeq, marked reviewed
AAACAUUCUAGGUUAGCUUAACAAAAACAACAAGCAAACAAAACCUUAGGAUGGGAGUUAAGUCAUUACAAACUUAGCAGCAACCUAUACUCUCAAUACUCACUACAAAUAAGCCCCAUGAUUCUCCAUCUUCCUCAAACCAUUUCCACCUCAAGAAAUAAAUCAUCAGAGCCUCACACAUCAAACACAAGUAAUGGCCUCCACGGAUUCAGUUUACCGUCCCACACCAACUCCAGACCAUGACACUACUGUUGUAGUAGUUGUGUUUGUUUCUUUGGGUUGUGUCAUGUUCUUGGCGUUUCUAGCGUUUGUUAUCUGGUUCUUGAUCAAGAAGAGAUCCAGGAAGCACCGUGAGAGAUCUGAAGCGGUUCGCGUGGAUGAACACUUUAAGAUGAAGGAAGCUAUAGUCGAAGGACCUAAUGGACAAAAGUCUGUGGUGUUAUCAGUUGAGGAUGAUGUUAAGAUCGAAGACGCGAUCAAGAGAGAAGAGAAAGAUCUGAAGAAAGAUGGUGGAGUUGGAUCAUCAGUCGUUUCCCGUUCGUGAAUGAGCUUUCUUCAUUCAUAAUGUUACCUAUCUAUUUAUUUAUAUUAAAAUUGUGGUUGUGUGUGAAUCAUUUGUUUGGUGAAAUAAAAAAAAAGCAUCUGAAAUAUUUAUUUAAAUUCUUUGGACAAAGAUGGUUCUUCAAACUUGGGUUGGUGAAUGGUGAUGGUUUUUAUGUUCUAGGAGCGAACUUUUAUCUCUAUCUCUCUAAGAAAAGUAAUCUUUCAAAAAAAACUGUAGAG